This is a messenger RNA of Priapulus caudatus, 2761 nucleotides long. RefSeq lists its product as uncharacterized. The record is from RefSeq and is a predicted model, not a curated record. The transcript has 3 exons. NCBI's taxonomy places the organism in Eukaryota, Metazoa, Priapulida, Priapulimorpha, Priapulimorphida, Priapulidae. The coding region runs from base 230 to 688 and encodes 152 amino acids.
UCGGCGUGUUACAUGUAUGCGUGCGUCCGUGUGUGUUUUGUGUGGGUGUGAGCCGAAUUGAUCGCUGGCAUAUCGCACGCAUUGUGGCGCGACAUCCCCGUGCACGUAAUGGCGCUCGCGGAUAACUGUUACGUAAUAUAGUAACUUGAGACGGCCAUUCAUGGCAGCCGAACGUUUGCUCACGAUGAUGUGGAAUUGAACGCUGCAGCCGCCGACGACGACCGUUAACAUGCAUAGUUACUACGCGACAGGUGGUAUCAUCGCCCGUCUACCGCAUGUCCUACUAUUUUGGAUUCUUUUCACUGAGGUGCAAAGCUUGCAGUGCUACCAGUGCGAGAACGUACACAGUAACGGUGAGUGUAACGGUACCCUCUACCUGGACGAGUGCGCCUCCACACACGACACCUGUCAGACAAUGGUCACCUGGUCAGGUGAGAUACACAAGUUGCUCAUCACAAAGUCGUGUACGAAGGAGCUGCCGUGCUACGCGCAGAGGAACGAGUCCAACAUAUCGAUGCCGUGCAAAUACACGCUGGACACGUGGAGCUGUGUCACUUGCUGCCACACCGAUCGAUGCAACGAAGACGUGGCCACAUCUGCGGCGCAGUAUCUCUUGCGCUACGCACAAUCAAGCGUCGUCACUACCAUGCUCUUCCUCGUUGCGGUUAGAUGGCUCUGUUACGUGUGACCCCCCCCCCACCCCCCGAGAUUCCUAGCUGACGUCCUAUAGCUCGCAAAACGAGUACUGCAGCACGCGUUAUUAUAGCCAACGGGAUUCGCGCCAUUUUUUCCCGAAUUUGCUGUGACUGUAUUUGUGCCCAAUUGUUGAGCAUAUUUAGAUCGUUUAAUAAUUAUUAGAUGGAUAUAAAUUUGUUACGUAAGAUUUUUUUGGCAUGGAAGCACCUUUUGAGUGCACACACAAUCAGUAGGCCCCCUAUAUGAUUGUACCUUGAUUAUAAAUGCUGAGAUUUUGUAUGCACAGCGGCUGAUUUUGAGACACAAGUAAUACGCCGUAUACGUUGCAGAGGGUGUCUAAAUUUAUGCGAGGUAUGCCGUACAGAUAAUCACAUGCAGGUUUCUAUACAGCCUGCGUUAUCUUAUUCUUAAGCUACGGCGAGUGGGAAAACACGAGGACGGUUUGUUAUAAGCAUGUAACGUUGUAAUAAUUUAUUAUCCGUAUAUUAAUUCUACAUUAAAUGCAGCCAUAUAAUUCCCCUAAAUGAAAAAUACUUUAUUUGCUAUAAUAAUAGGGUAUCUGGGAGGAUUAUAGUCGUGCAAGAUACUGCAUGAGUUAAUUGACAACAUUUACAACAAAUCUGCCAGAGCAAUAUAAGUGGCUAUAAAUUAAUACACACGAAAAAUCAAUUAACGGAAAUAGUUCUGUUUAGACGCGUAGCUGCCAGUACUUGGGCCUAAACGAAUGAGUGCGUCGUUUAUAUUUAUUAAUAAUUGACUAGGAAUUGGCCAGAUUCUAACAUUAGGGAUUGGCGUUUCAUGGUAAUAACGAAGUAUUAUGCGUAUUAUGUGAGUUACUAGUGAUCAGACAAAAUAAUAUAUAUAAUCGGCGCUUGGGUAUCAGCGAAUUUUCCGGCGAAUCUGAUGUGAACAAAAGUCGAAGAUGCCGCCUUAGGUUGAAACUAAAGGCGAGUAGAUAUGUAAUUGCACUGGGUAGCUGUGAAUUGAUUAUCAACGCUUUAAACUAAGUAGGUGCACCGUAAAUUGAAUCGGGGACUGAUCGGAAAGUUAACAAAUUUAUCCGUUCUAACGUAAAUAAACUGUAACUUAGUAACUGUAUUGUUUAAUAUCAAGUACAUAAUGGGAGAAGAGUAUGGCACUGUUUUAACAGCAUUUUGAGUAGUUUUCAACUUGACUUUACCUUGUUUUCGUCUCCGGCAAGUGAGUUUAUUCGUAAUUUCAUAAACGGAUUUAAAAUUAGAAGUAGAUUUUACGGUAUGGUAUAUUAUAUGUAUAGUAUAAUAAUUGUUUUUAAAUGAGUAGUGUAAUAACGAGCAGGAUAACCUCGUUAGGUUUUUAACUAAUACGUAAUGUUGUGGCGCCACCACAAGGCAAUGAUUACGUUUUCCUCAAUCAUGUGCAGAUAUACUGCAGAAACCUGUAUUAAUUUUGUUAUUCCUAUUCUGUUGUGUUUCGAUUAUUGUGUUUUCCUGAUAAAAAGUCAUUAAUAAGAGAUGAUGAACAAUCUUGUUUAUUGAAAUGAAGAAUAAGCAGAGCUACACUUAUACGAAUACAAUAAUACCGUAGCGAGACAUUAAUUGAUGUUAAUGAUAACCCAGAUUAAAUUUUACUUAGAUUAUAUAGCUAGAUAAUAAUUAAUUUUUUAAACAACAAUUUGUCAUAAUAACAGAUUUGCAUUAAAUGCCCGUCAAUAAAAUAAUUAAGUCUUAUCAGAUUAAAAUAACAAGUUUCCCUUGCUUCUGGAAGAACAAGUCUUGGAAUUGGGCGUUUAAGCCUCUCUAUUAGUACAUCAGACAGCUUACCUAUGACAGUAAUAUUUCCCCAAAGCAUUAAACAUGAAACGGCGGCGUGCGUGCGUUCGUGUGCGCGUGUGUGCCAAUUCUGUCCUAUGUUCCUAUUCAUUAUGAAGUCCUGACAUGUUAUUAGAAUCUACGAUAGCCGAUCAUCUUGAUGUGACACAGGGGUCGAUUCAGCAUGGACUGAAAUCCACCCAUUCCCCUGAUGUAAUGGCGUCACCGGGUCCGCAGAGAUCGACACUGUAAUAAAAACGUGACUGUUUGUGAAU